Messenger RNA from Vitrella brassicaformis, 2391 nucleotides. The record is from the annotation of a GenBank genome assembly. NCBI's taxonomy places the organism in Eukaryota, Vitrellaceae.
GCCAGUUUUGAGUCAUUUGAGUGUAUCCGCUCGAGCUCGACGAAUCAUUGCAGGUGGUGCUGUGAUAUCAUACCCAUGUGACCGUCUGACAGUGUGUGUUCCGCCCUGUCCCUUUUUCCCGCAGUGUUAGUAUCCACGAAUGUACAGCCACAUGGAUCAGAUCAGGCCAGGCGUGUCCGUAUUUCUCUCCGUCGACCGACCCACCCAUCCACCCAUGCCUUUCCUCACAGGCAUACGCCAGAAAAUAACACGUGCUGCAGAGUAGUCAUCGAUGGAUGGUGACAGAGCAGUCAUCGAUGGAUGGUGACAAUGGAAUGGCAGCUUGGGUGCGACGAACGGCGUCUGUCGGCUCAGCGUCCCCUUUUUCGGGCGCCGCACAGACAAACGCUGACACACCAUCCACAGCCGCCUGACUGACUGAUUGACUGACCGUGCCGUGUCACAAAACAAACAAGGAAAAGUACCGGCCUGACAGACCGAAGAAUGCACAUACGUACACACACGCACAUACGUACAUACGUAGACACAUGCAUACAGACAGACAUGCAUACAUACACGCGUAUGUACACACGUACAUACGUACAUACAGACAUGCAUGCACACGUACACACAUGCAUACAUACAUGUAGCACGAGGGACACAGCGAGACAAAUAACUCUACCGAAUUAAGUGCCGUGCGGGGAUGCUGAUCGGCAGGUAGCCAGGUAGAUGGCACACGACCAUAGAAAGUAACUCACGGGCUGACGCAUCACGGAGGUCAGUCAGUCGAUAGAAAGAUCGGCACAGCUUGAUCAGCACAAUUUAAUGGCCGACACCCAGCCGUUAAAAGGGUCGAACCUGGUAGCCACUGACUGGUUUACAUUGCUCUUAUGACCUGUAGGCGAGAGAGAGAGAGACAGACGGAUCCAUGAACGCACACAGAAAGAAGGAACGAAGAGAGAGACAGACACAGAGGUGCAAUCAAACUGAGGCUCGUGUGUGUACGUAUGGCUCGUUCCGUAGCUAACAGAUGGACGGGCGCACCUUGCAAGUAGCAGGUGGUGCCGCCGUUUUUGUAGGUGUAGAAGCGGCACUUCUUCUUGUCGCGACACUUCUGCCUGCACUCCGCCUCAGUGUUGUAUUGCUUGGUAUCAAUGACCGCGCCAAAAAUAUAGGUGUUGUUUUUGCGGAGAAACGGGCACUUUCUCCGGUUCACAUCGCCCUCCGGAUCAACACUCAGCUCACCAGCUGCAUGCAGACCCAAGACAGAAAUUAUGUAGGUGCACACUCCCAAUCUGUACAUACAGUGGCCUUACGAAUGCUUGACUUAGCGGCCGUGAUGAUAUCCAUGAAGAAGGCGCACUCCUCGCGUGCCUGCUCAGCCGCGGGGCUGCGGAGGGAGCCUUCAUCUGCACCACACACACGAGCGAUGAGAACCAGGAACAUCGUCACGUGUAUGCACGCUGGCCGGGAUGCCCCACCUACCAGUCUUGAGGUCCCUGCAGGUCGUGAUUCUCUGCUGGGCAGCUGAAGCCUCCUCAGGGUGUUUUUCGGCCCAAGAAUGGUCACAGGCGGACCAUUUGCAUUCGUUUUUCCAGCAGUUCCAAUCGAACAGAGGGCACUCCCAGCAGCACUUCUCAUCUGGCUUCUCUGCAGCAGCCAGAAAGGAACACACAAGACACAAGACAGACAUUCGAGCUAGCGAAUGACCUUGUGUGCAUUGCUGCACCACCCACCAGUCGUGGUGGGCGGCUCCUCGGCUGGUUCCUCGUCGGCGUCGUCCUGUCUGGUGCUCUCGUCAUCGGUGCACGCGGAGAACGAACACUCAUACUUCCAGCACUGUCAUCAGUGUCAUCAGCAGCCACACAAGACACACACCGUCUCCUCAUUGCAUGGUCGCACCCACCCCACCCACCUGCCAAUCGAAGAGCCUGCAGUCCCAGCAGCACUUAUCCUUGGGUGGUUUCGCUGCAGCACAACAGCAUAAGAAACGACCGACCAGGACAGCACACACGCACACACACACACACACACACCAGACAAACAGGCGGUGACAAGUCAGGUCUGGCUGCAGAUGGUCCUACGAGUGGUGGUUUCGGUCGUGUCACCGUCUCCAUUGUCACCGUCUCCAUUGUCACCGUCUCCAUUGUCACCGUCAGUGCCGUCAGUGCCGUCAGUGCCGUCAGUGCCGUCGCCUGGCUCGGGGUCGCCAUUCUGGAGCCGACGUGCAGGCACGCCGGCACGAGGCACUUCCUGUGCCGCCGCCAAGGCGAGCAGGCCGAUAAGGGCAAGGGCGAAGAGGGUCCUCAUCGUGGUGACGAUCUGGCGGGGAGUUCGAAAGGAUGAACAGAAAACUUGAACUUCACGAAGGAGAGAUCUGUACGGAGACGGUAACGAAGACGUUACGGAAAC